Poeciliopsis prolifica (blackstripe livebearer) is the source of this 4900-nucleotide messenger RNA. It is a transcript of the gene tmtc1, whose product is annotated as transmembrane O-mannosyltransferase targeting cadherins 1. Gene Ontology annotation, biological process: protein O-linked glycosylation via mannose. The record is from RefSeq and is a predicted model, not a curated record. Bases 120 to 2726 code for a protein of 868 amino acids. NCBI's taxonomy places the organism in Eukaryota, Metazoa, Chordata, Actinopteri, Cyprinodontiformes, Poeciliidae. The transcript is spliced from 19 exons. Gene Ontology annotation, molecular function: protein binding; mannosyltransferase activity.
UCCACAUUGUCUGACCUCCGCAAACUCAGCCGCUGCCUCCCCGACGGUAUGCUCGUAUUUUCUGACGUGUUUGACUUUCACCUCAGCCAAGCGGUGCCGCGGAGGAAACCAGGCCCGACAUGACUGUUUCGGGGCGAGAGAAGAAAGGCCACCGGCAGGGGCGGCUGCUUCUCCAGUUGGAGGUGGGGUGGGCUGCGGCUUGCUACGUUGUGCUGUUCGCUCUGUGCUCGUUGUGCUACAGCAACUCUCUCUACGGGGAGUUAGUGCACGAUGAUGUGUGGGCUAUCGUAAACAAUCCGGAUGUCCGACCGGGAUCCAGUUUGUGGAACAUCUUCAGGAACGAUUUCUGGGGUAAAAGGAUGGCGGACAACACUAGCCACAAGUCCUACCGACCUUUGUGCAUCCUUACCUUCAAGUUGAAUAUCCUACUGGGUGGCAUGACGCCUCUGUAUUUCCAUAUCAUAAAUGUGUGCUUGCACUGCACCGUUACCUGCCUGCUUAUGUACACAUGUGAACGUUGCGUGUUUGAGAACCCAUGCCUGGCUUUCAUCACGGCACUCCUCUUUGCUGUGCACCCUGUUCACACGGAGGCGGUGUCUGGCAUUGUGGGCAGAGCUGAUGUCUUGGCUUGUCUGCUGUUCCUGCUGACAUUCCACCUCUAUAUUAGGAGUAUAGAUGAAUGGGUCUCCGAAGACUCGUUCCCUUCCACUGUGUCUCCAGGGUCUCUGCUCAUCAGCUUGUUUUUGGGUACCUGUGCAAUGCUGGUCAAGGAAACAGGAAUCACUGUGUUUGGAGUGUGUCUGCUCUAUGAUGCUCUGGUGCUGUGCCGCAAGCCUCUCACACAUCACCUUUGGAAUUCUAGACUCAAGGACUUCCCCCACUUCUGCACUCCCUUCAUUAAACGGGCUUGUCUUAUCUCUGGCUAUGUGGUGAUGAUAAUGUCAGUUCGGCUAUGGCUCAUGGGAGGAUCCAUGCCUCUUUUUUCAGAACAGGACAACCCUGCCUCCUUUUCACCUCAUCUGCUUACCAGGUUUCUCACCUACUCAUACCUGCUGUCCUUUAAUGCCUGGCUGCUGCUGGCUCCCAUUGUGCUGUGCUAUGACUGGCAGGUGGGCAGCAUUCCCCUUGUGGAAUCUGUGGGUGAUGUCCGCAACGUGGCCACCAUACUGCUUGCUUCAGUGAUGAUUGCUCUCUGCUUGCACUGCCUCUUCUCACUAAAGAGGCAGGAGAAAAAUGAGGUGUUGGUUGGAAUUUGUUUUCUUGUAUUUCCCUUCAUUCCUGCCAGUAAUCUUUUCUUCAGAGUGGGAUUUGUUGUGGCUGAGAGAGUUCUAUACAUGCCCAGUAUGGGGUAUUGUAUCCUUGUGGCUGCUGGUCUAGGCCGACUCUUUUCAGUUGCAGGCCGCUGGGGAACCACACUCCUCAGAGUCUUCAUUUUCCUGCUGAUCCUGUUCUUCUCCUGGAAAACUGCCCAACAGAACACAGUCUGGCUCUCCAGGGAAGCUCUCUUUCGCUCUGGUUUCAAGACUCUGCCUCACAAUGCCAAAGUCCACUACAACUAUGCCAACUUUCUAAAAGACAAUGCUCGACAUGAAGAAGCUAUUUACCAUUACAACAGUGCCCUCAGGUUAUAUCCCCGUCACGCCAGUGCCAUGAACAAUCUGGGAACUCUGACUGGCAGCCCAGAUGAGGCAGAGCGUUACUACAGGAAAGCCUUGGAGAUAAACCCUCAUCAUAACCGGGCUCUUUUUAACCUGGGAAAUCUUCUCAAGUCCCAAGGAAAGGAGAAAGAAGCUGAGACACUGUUGAAAGAAUCCAUCCACUAUGGUCCACAUUUUGCUGAUGCUUACUCCAGUUUGGCAUCUCUAUAUGCUGAGCAGAAACGAUUUGCUGAGGCAAACGAAAUGUAUUUGAAUGGGAUAGAAAACUGCCCAGACAACUCCGACCUACAUAACAACUAUGGUGUUUUCUUGGUAGACACAGGAGAAGGGCAUCUAGCCACUGCUCACUAUCAGGAAGCAAUACGACUUAAGCCAGCACAUUAUGUUGCUAUGGUGAACCUGGGCCGUCUUCUACGGUCAUCCAAUGAGAAUGAGGAAGCUGAGAUGUGGUACAAGAGGGCUCUGAUGGUUACCAGGAAAGUUGACAUCCUGACUCCCCUUGGAGCGCUGUACUACAACACAGGCCGCUAUGAGGAGGCACUGCAUGUGUACAAAGAGGCUUCUACCUUACAGUCAGACAGUACUGAUAUCUGGCUGGCUUUGGCUCAGGUCCUGGCCAUGGCUGGGCGGAGCUCAGAAGCAGAGAAGAUGACCUCGGACAUCAUCUCCAGAGAGCCCACCUGUAUCGAAUGUUACCGCCUGCUCUCUGCCAUCUACAGCAAGCAUGGCAACUACACAGAGGCUCUUUUGGCUCUGGACAUGGCCCUGCAGCAGAAUCCCAGUGAUCUGAGAGUGAGGGCAGAAUUGUAUUUUUCUAAAGGAAACCAGCUGAGAGAGAUGAACCAGCUGGAUAAAGCCUUUGAGAAUUACAAGUUGGCUGUUGAUCUGAAGCCUGACCAGUCUCAGGCCUGGAUGAACAUGGGAGGGAUUCAGCACAUCAAGGGAGACUAUGCAGCUGCCAGGAUGUACUAUGAGCGGGCCCUGCAUCUGAAUCCUGGUUCCAAACUUCUCAAGGAAAAUCUGGCAAAGCUGGACCGGCUGGAGAAGAGACUGACAGGUGGAGCAUAACGUGGCAGACGUGAAAAUUGUUCUGAAGAAGUCAGCAGCUUGCUCUAGGAGAGGACAUGUGCCAGGUCACUGCAUCGUCCAACCUUUUCACAAACAGCAGGAGAGAAGGCUUGCUGGUACAUCUGUGUGCAGCAGAAUGAAAUGGAGAAUAACACAGAAAAUCACUGGAAGUUCUGUGACUUCAUAAGCUUUGUUUAUCAUGAUUUAAUUUAUUAGUGUUGCCUAUUUAGAUGCAGAGUUAUUUUCUAAAUAAGUAGAUUCACCAAUUGUAAUUUAGUCCUCUGCUUUCAGGCAUCAUUCCCAUAUUUAUUAGUUCAAGAAAGUGAAAAGAAUCAGAAAAGGUUCUGACCUGUAGGGAACAUGUUUGAAAUCAAGUCAAAAGGACAUUCUGAAACAAAGGUUUGUGUGCAAGAGAAUGGUGUUGAUGUCACCAUCAAACUUCUCAAGGCAAGUUUAAAAGUGACAAAAUGCAUCGUUGGUCUCUCUUCUGGACUCCACAGACGAUGGGGUGAUGGUGGUAGGAGAUCGUCCCUCAGUUGUUGGGUUCUCACUCCAUCCACCUCUGUUGUUGUGCUGUUGGGCAAGAUGUCACCCACCUUGCCUGCUGAUGGUGGUCACAGGGCCUGGCUAGUGUUUUGUUGCCUCCUCUCUGUCACAGUGCGACUGGGGCAGCUGUGGCUAGUGGCUACUAUCCAGUAACUUGCCAUCAGUGUGUAAAUGGGUGAAUGUAGUUUGGGAUCUAUUGAACUUGAUAAUAUAUAAGUUCACAUUUGUACAAUAGAAUGAGAGUUGCAUUCUACUGAACUCAGAAUUCUUUCAGGCUGUAGCUGAAACUUACCACUGAAUGCAUAGUGGUCACAGAUGACCACUGAUGACAAAACUCCACAUCAUCAAGUCAGGAAUGCAGAGCUUACCCAAGCUUUAUUUUAUCUUUAAGUUGUGAAUCAAUCACAAGAGUUGUGUUUGAGUGUGUAAACCAGGAUGCCCAACAUGUAGAUGGCAAUCGACCUGAAUUGAUUUUUUCCACAGACACAUCCUGAUGGAGAAGUGGAUGUAAUUCUCAAGUAAUGAUCAAAACUGUUAAUAUAGUAACAUGUGUAUCUAUUAAUUGAUGCAACUGAAGAAAUUAUUUUCAAAAUUGAAACAAAAGGAUGCCCGCCAUAGCUCAGGGCCAUGACAAUCACUGCCAAGUUGUCUGACUCUUAUAGGGUGAGGCUUUCCCAGCAGCAGAAUGCUUUACUUAUGCUGGCUUUUCUGCAAAGGACAGAUCAAGACAACCAUCACUCAUACACUUCAGUAAGAGAUAACUUGUCCUAUAAAAUAAGUCAAUAGUUUCAUUUACACUUUUUACAUCUUUGUGUGAUGUGGAGUACUCAGCCACUUGAUGAGAGAAAAAGUAACUCUUGGUCUCAAAUCAAUUGGGCACCUUUGGUUUAAACAGUUGACUCAAAUAAGACCUUUGUUCAUUUAGCUGCUGUUCUUUAUGACCCAUCAUUUCCUUUUUCUCUUUAAUAAGUUUUACUUAUGUCAUCAGAAAAUGAUUUAGGUGUUUGGUUUACAAUUUACUCAUCUAUUCUGGAUGGACUUUAGCAUAGGGGAAUCAUUUAGAUUAAAUACCAGCUGACAUGAACAAUCAGGUUGCCUGAAUUAAACCAGGAUUCAGAUUUAUGACUUGUUUUCCUCUUCGCUCUUCCAAAGAUGAACUUUUACCACGAAAGAGCAAAAUACCUUACUAAGGGUUCAUUGUGAAUCUGCUCCUGUUGAAUAAAUCUUGAUAUGCCAUGGUCAGUCCCAGAGGUGGAUCUUCAGAUUUAUUUGGUUUUUUUUGUCACAAAAGAGAAGGGAUUCCAAUCUAUUGCACCUCUCAAGUGCUGAGAGGUGCAAAGGGUACAAGUGUAACAUUUUCUUUUUGUAGUUUGGAAAGUGAAAUGCCACUGAUAAAUGCUGCAUCCCUUGGAGAGGGGCUGACUUUGAGCCUAUGGUCCCAAAUCAUCUGCAGCUUUAAUAAGGAGCUGUGUUUUUUUCCAGUUCAUCUUGUGGCUUUGUGCUUUAAAACCUCAGUAGUUUGCUAAUUGAAUGCUUGUUUUGUGAACACUGAUUUGAAUGUGAUUGGAUGUUGUGAUAUGAUUAAGAGAUGUAAAGGAAGUGACCAGGACAAUGAUGUAAUUGCUCCA